UGCGAUGGUUGGAACUAUCCGUUAGUAUGCAACCCUCGAACCACGGUGUAGUUCGGCAUUUAUUCGUUACCUACGAACGUCCCUAUGAAUUUGGGGGUUGUUCAAGUUGUGAACGCUGACUAUGUGAGUGAUUCUGUUACUAGAGGUGCGCCUGUCAGUAAAUAGAGCAAAAAUUUGAAAGAAAUGACACGGAAUGUCAAACGACACAAUCACAAGCACCUCAGUCUCGAUCAACCACUCCACCACAGAGGACAGCAAGCACAUCCAGCACGUCGCCUUGGCGGUUUUGUUAAGCGUCGUCAUCGUCAUCGUGAUCAUAGGCAACACCCUGGUGAUACUGGCCGUGCUCACCACCAGGAGGUUGAGGACCGUCACCAACUGCUUCGUCAUGUCGCUGGCGGUAGCUGAUUGGUUGGUGGGCAUCAGCGUCAUGCCUCCAGCUGUGGCCUAUACCCUCAUAGGUGCUUGGAGGUUGGGAAAGAUAUUAUGCGACAUAUGGGUGUCCCUGGACAUUCUCCUAUGUACUGCGUCCAUACUGAGUUUAUGUGCCAUAAGUGUAGAUAGAUAUUUAGCUGUGACCCAACCGUUGAGGUACUCAAGAAAUAGAAGGUCCAAGAGGCUAGCCUUCACCAUGAUCCUGGUAGUGUGGAUGAGUUCGGCAUUGAUCACUUGCCCUCCCAUGUUUGGAUGGUACGAGCAUGGACGUCACACGGGCGAUACCUGCAGGUACAACAGGAACACGGGCUACGUCAUCUUCUCCGCUAUGGGAUCCUUUUUCAUACCCAUGGCAGUGAUGCUCUACGUGUACGUCAAGAUAUCUUGCGUUGUGGCGCAGAGACAUGACCAGCUAGCGCACAUUGACACAGCGCACCCUCGAAAAAGUACAAAACUAAUCUUAAAUCCCAAAGAAGAAUCCGACAUGGACAGAGUGUCCUCAGAAUGCGACGAGCCCAACCUGAGAUGUUCCAGGUACUUUCGACAUAUAAAUGCAUGCAACCACUCUCCUGAAGCGCUGAACCACAACAACCACAACGACCAGCCGAAAAAACCAGCCGUGACCCAGUCGCGGUCCCUCCGCUCCAACAUGAACUACUCCUUCAACCACAACCACACCCACGAACCCCUCACCCCAUCCAGAACGGCCAGCUUAUACAGGGCGUCUCUCCCGCUGAGAACAAGGCCCGAGUCGCUCAACUUGGACGCGUCCAUGCUGAACUUCGAGCCCGCUUCCAGAGUGUCUUCCUUCAGGAGGGAGACGAAAACCGCGCAGACCCUCAGCAUAGUGAUGGGAGGCUUCAUAGCCUGCUGGCUUCCGUUUUUCAUAUUCUACCUUCUCACGCCGUUCAUCAAGAAUAACGAGGUCAACGUGCUGAUCAUGCAGUACUUCACGUGGCUGGGGUGGAUCAAUUCUGCCAUCAACCCCUUCAUCUACGCGUUUUACAGCCCGGACUUCCGAAUAGCUUUCUGGCGGCUGACCGUGAAACACUUUUCUAAAAAUCGGCGGGCCGAUUUCGCUUCGCAGCACAAAUAAGUCGGGUCAGAAUCUAACUUAUUCAUAAUUUAUUUUUUCUAUUGUAAUGUUUACUGUUCUAGUCAUUGCGUAAACUGGUGAAGAAACAGACUGCAUUAGACUUAAUUUUUGACCAGUUUAUUGUUGUUUUGUAUGUAACUUGGUUUAGUUUUUAGGAUAAGACUCGGCCAUUUCGCCUUCUGUUAAAUUAUGCAAAAAUAUGAGUAUUUCACAACACUACUAUAA
Anoplophora glabripennis (Asian longhorned beetle) is the source of this 1756-nucleotide messenger RNA. Its product is annotated as probable G-protein coupled receptor No18. The coding region runs from base 194 to 1531 and encodes 445 amino acids. Gene Ontology annotation, biological process: adenylate cyclase-activating adrenergic receptor signaling pathway. The transcript is spliced from 6 exons. Gene Ontology annotation, cellular component: membrane. Gene Ontology annotation, molecular function: G protein-coupled receptor activity. NCBI's taxonomy places the organism in Eukaryota, Metazoa, Arthropoda, Insecta, Coleoptera, Cerambycidae. The record is from RefSeq and is a predicted model, not a curated record.